UUCUUUUUUUUUUUGAAUUAAUAUUUUCCAAUUGAAAGUACUCUAGCUAUACAGAUUCAUUCUUUUAGCUGAUGAACAUGGCUGCGGAGAGCAUAGAGAUGGAGAAGGAGCGGCUGACGGCGGAGAUGGAUUUCAAAGACUCUUCCUCCGUCGUCAUCCGCAUCCGCCGCCGCCUGCCAGACUUUCUUCAGUCGGUGAAGCUCAAGUACGUCAGGCUCGGGUACGGGUACUCCUCCAACUACCCUGGUGCUGCCGCCGCCCUGCAGGCGGCGGCAGUCACGGUGGCGGCGUUCUUUGCCGUGACUCUCGUCCGGCUCGCCGCCCAGAGGCUCUACCGGUUCUCUGAGAUGUACGCUGGCUCGAAUCCGGGCCUGGUCGUGGACAGCACGACCGGGGUCACCGGGUUGUCGGUCCUGGUCAUUGGUCUGGGCCUUUAUUGGGUCAAGCGGCCCAGACCGGUGUACAUGGUCGACUUCGCUUGUUACAAGCCGGAGGAGGAGAGCAAGAUAUCAGUGGACGGGUUCAUGAAGAUGACGGAGCAAAACGGUUCGUUUUCCGACGACACCGUGUCGUUCCAGAAGAAAAUUUCUCACAGGUCCGGUCUCGGGGACGAGACCUACCUCCCUUCCGGCAUCACCGCCUCCCCGCCCAACCUGUGCAUUAAGGAGGCACGGGCUGAGGCGGAGGCGGUGAUGUUCGGGGCUCUCGACUCCCUGUUCCAGAAAACCGGAAUCAAACCGGAGGAGAUCGGGAUUCUGAUAGUGAACUGCAGCCUUUUCAACCCGACGCCGUCGCUCUCCUCGAUGAUCGUGAACCACUACAAGCUCCGGCAAGACGUGAACAGCUACAACCUCGGCGGCAUGGGGUGCUCCGCCGGGCUGAUAUCCGUCGACCUGGCGAAGCACCUCCUGAAGGCGAACCCGAACACGUAUGCCGUCGUCGUCAGCACGGAGAACAUCACUCUCAACUGGUACUUCGGGAACGACCGCUCCAUGCUCCUCUGCAACUGCAUCUUCCGCAUGGGCGGGGCCGCCAUGCUGCUGUCGAACAAGCGCAAGGACAAGGGGCGGUCCAAGUACGAGCUCGUGCACACCGUCCGGACCCACAAGGGCUCGGACGACAGCAGCUACAACUGCGUGUACCAGAAGGAGGACGAGCAGGGCGUCGUCGGGGUGUCUCUGGCUAGGGAGCUCAUGGCUGUGGCCGGAGACGCCCUGAAGACGAACAUAACGACCCUGGGCCCGCUCGUCCUCCCGCUGAGGGAGCAGUUCAAGUUCCUCGUGACGCUCGUGAAGCGGAAGUUCGUCACGAGGAGCAAGGUGAAGCCGUACAUACCGGACUUCAAGAGGGCGUUCGAGCACUUUUGCAUCCACGCUGGCGGAAGGGCGGUGCUCGACGCCCUCCAGAACAACCUCAGCCUGACGGAGUGGCACAUGGAGCCGUCUAGGAUGACGUUGCACCGGUUCGGGAACACCUCAAGUAGCUCGCUCUGGUACGAGCUAGCCUACACCGAGGCGAAAGGCCGGGUCGCCAAAGGCGACCGGGUCUGGCAGAUCGCGUUCGGGUCGGGCUUCAAGUGCAACAGUGCUGUCUGGAGAGCCCUCCGGGCGGUCCCGAGCUCUGCCCGUUCUUUGGAGGGUAACCCGUGGGCGGACUGCGUUCAUCGGUACCCGGUCAAGAUUGACAAAUAAUGAAUUAUGGGUAAAUAAGGUCAACGGGAGCUGGAAUAUUAUUAUAUUAAUGCCAGCUCAAAAUCCAAAUUAUUAGUGGGUGGGGCCCAGGAGAACAGAGCCAGGGGCAAUUGAGGGAAAAAGAAAUUAAUAUAUCAGCAAAAAAGUGAAUUAUUGUACGUUGGUUAUUAAUAUUAUUAUUGCUCAUAAUUGUAUUCUUUUGGGUUAAAGUCCAAAACUAAUUAGUUGCUGAUGCAAGGCUUCUUUGGUGUUAU
Cuscuta campestris is the source of this 1945-nucleotide messenger RNA. The record is from the annotation of a GenBank genome assembly. Lineage: Eukaryota; Viridiplantae; Streptophyta; Magnoliopsida; Solanales; Convolvulaceae.